Messenger RNA from Spirodela intermedia, 616 nucleotides. The record is from the annotation of a GenBank genome assembly. NCBI's taxonomy places the organism in Eukaryota, Viridiplantae, Streptophyta, Magnoliopsida, Alismatales, Araceae.
AUGAAGGACGUGGAUCUGUUGCUGUCGUCCGUCGCGGGCGGGGGCGGCGACAUCGGCUUCCUAGGAAGGGGGCGGUACAAGUUCUGGGCGCUCGCAGCCAUCAUCCUCCUCGCCUUCUGGUCGAUGUUCACCGGCACUGUCACGCUCAAGUGGUCCGCCGGCAACCUAAACCAUAUUACCGAUGACAUCGACGUGCCGAUCUAUGAAGACCUUGACGUCCUGGUAUGUGCCUCGUUUUGUUGUCUGCCUUGCAUUCUGCCCGUCCGGCACACGGGAAUCUGAAGAUCCUGGCGCUACUUCUUGUGUUGGACAGGAGAUGGAGGAGAGGGAGAAGGUGGUGAGGCAUAUGUGGGACGUGUACACGCACAGCCAACGGAUCCAGCUUCCGCGCUUCUGGCAGGUGGCGUUCGAGGCAGCUUACGAGGACCUAGCGAGCGGCGAACCUGCAGUGCGGGAAGCCGCCGUUUCCGAGAUUGCCAAGAUGUCCAUCCGGAUCGUAGAUCUAGAGCCUCCUCCUCGACAACAUUCUACGGUAAGUGGGUUCCUCCAGAAGAAUAUCUGUUGCGUCUUUAUUGUCAGAGAAAUCCCAUGGAAUAUUCCUGAAUCUCCCUCAUGA